UGUGGGUCCAAGACUGCAGUUCAUCUUGAGCCAUCUUAGGCCCUCAGUCUGGACUGAAUCUCACUGACUUGGGAUAUUUUAUUCACAGCCCAGGUUUUCUGCUUUUGUCAUGGGUUGGCCCUGGGCCCCGCUGACAGCAGUUUGGGCACUGGGGGUCAUGGGAGCCACAGCGCUGCGGAUUGGAGCCUUCAAUGUUCAGAGCUUUGGAGACAACAAAGUGUCAGAUCCAGACUGUGGCAGUGUCAUAGCACAGAUCCUGGCCGGCUAUGAUAUCGCCCUGGUGCAAGAGGUACGAGACCCAGACCUAAGUGCAGUGUCCUUGCUCAUGGAGCAAAUUAACAGAGUGUCCAAGCACGAGUACGGCUUUGUGAGCAGCAAGCCACUCGGACGUGACCAGUACAAGGAAAUGUACCUGUUUGUUUACAGGAAAGAUGUAGCGUCAGUGGUGAGCACGUACCAGUAUCCAGACCCAGAGGACGCUUUCAGCCGGGAGCCUUUUGUGGUCAAAUUCUCAGUUCCUAGCUGUGGUGAGUUGAUACUGCCCUCUCCCAGACAAGCCUACCUCUUCCAGGCUUCCCUUGACCCUCAUAUCCCCCCACCUUCCACAGCCACCAAGGAGCUGGUGCUGAUCCCCCUCCAUGCAGCACCACACCAGGCGGUGGCAGAGAUCGACGCGCUCUACGAUGUGUACCUUGAUGUCAUUGACAAGUGGAACACUGAUGACAUGCUGUUUCUGGGUGACUUUAAUGCCGAUUGCAAGUACGUGAAGGCGCAUGACUGGCCAUCGAUCCGCCUUCGAAGCAGUGAGGUGUUUAAAUGGCUCAUCCCAGACAGUGCGGACACCACAGUGGGCAACUCAGACUGUGCCUAUGACCGGAUUGUAGUGAGUGGCGCCCAUCUGCGCAGGAGCCUGAAGCCCCACUCAGCCUCAGUUCACAACUUUCAGGAGGAAUUUGACCUAGAUCAGACCCAGGCUCUUGCCAUCAGUGACCAUUUUCCUGUGGAAGUGACUUUCAAGACUCACUGAGAGCCAAGGCCUCAGGAUAUGCCACCUGCAGACUAUUACCACAAGGACUGGCACCACAGUGAAUCAUUCAGGUGGCAGGCCACCCACCCACUGAGGACACAGGGUCGGACCAGCUGGUGUGGACAAUGGCUGUGAACACAUUUACAGGACUCCUUAAAGCUCCCAUUUCCUCAUCUGCAAGGUGAACUAACAUCACCUACCUCAUCGGGCUGCUGUGAGGAGAACCGAGCAGCGCCAGGCACAUAGCUGCAUGCUUAAUAAACAAGCCGCUCUUGGCCAGGACUACCCACAGGUUGGAUGGGGCCUCUGCUUUCUGAGACCUCUGUACCGAGGCUGCAGAGCCUGGUCUUACUGUCCAGUAGGUCUAUUUCCAUUGUUGUUGUUCACUUCCCAGCCUGGAGGAUGCUGGCUCCUCCACACCAUGCCAGCUCCCUAUCCUUAUUGCCUUUGUGCGAACUUGAAAUGCUCGUAUGAAUCAUCACCCAGUCACCCAGUGGCAGCUCAGAUGGUAAUGUCUUUCUGGACCCUGCUGGAUUUGAGAGCAGGCCCUGAUCAUUCUGCCCCAGGGAUCCUAAGGCCUCACGUAGCACUGCCGGCAGCGAUGGCGGCUACACCUACCCCGUUAGUGAGCUCUUCUGCCACCUUCUGAAAAGGAACCUACAGCAAAGGCAACUGCUGGGCACGGAGUCCUACCCAGCCUGCACUCUGCUUAGGCCAAGCUGUUCAAAGGUGCCUCAUGGAGUAGCUUUAAAACUUUGGGCUGGGCGAGGCCUCGGCAGGAUGGAGAUUUUAUGCUCAGGUGGGCCAUCACUUUAGGAGCAGGAAAUAGCUCUGUAGACACAAGGCUCUCAUAAGGCUUCUAGUUGUUAAAACUUGUCGUGUGUGUGUGUGCACGUGUACAUGCACAUGCACGCACACAUGCAUACGUGCUACUAUGGAGGCCCAAGGUCAAUAAAACCUCUUUAGUGA
This is a messenger RNA of Mus musculus (house mouse), 1996 nucleotides long. It is a transcript of the gene Dnase1l2, whose product is annotated as deoxyribonuclease 1-like 2. Bases 110 to 1027 code for a protein of 305 amino acids. Gene Ontology annotation, molecular function: DNA nuclease activity; catalytic activity. The record is from RefSeq and is a predicted model, not a curated record. NCBI's taxonomy places the organism in Eukaryota, Metazoa, Chordata, Mammalia, Rodentia, Muridae. Gene Ontology annotation, cellular component: cytoplasm; extracellular region. The transcript has 7 exons. Gene Ontology annotation, biological process: DNA catabolic process.